CUCACAUUAUUUGCCUUUACGCCAUAGUUAUACUAUUUAUAUUUGGAACAUUUAGUGUUCUUCACUUAUUCCUUGACUUUACUCUCAGUUUAUUCUUCCUAUUGGGAAUCCUCUACUUAUGCUUGAGAUUGCUAUGCCAGGCCUUGAUCUACCCUGGAUCAUUUAGAUUGUACUAAAGAAUCAACUAAAAUAAUCAAGGGUUGCUACAUGCUAAAGUAAGGUUUUGGUUCGAAUUAUUUAGAUAGUCUAAUAAUAGGUCAAGGAAUUUGAA
Messenger RNA from Paramecium octaurelia, 271 nucleotides. Lineage: Eukaryota; Ciliophora; Oligohymenophorea; Peniculida; Parameciidae. The record is from the annotation of a GenBank genome assembly.